ACCCGGGAUUCGGGAGGGGGCUUCACUCCGCGUCGCGGGUCAGUGGUUGAGGAAACCGGCGCGUAACUGUAUUCAUGAAAUGUAUUCCUUUUUGUUCCGGGUGAACGGUAGUCAUAUUUUGCGGAAAGGCCGCGUUUGAUGAGUUUCGGGGGGAGGCAUUAGGCCUAGGUUUUCAGUACGUUCCAUUUUCAUCGUGAGAUGACUUCGUCAUCUUCGUCUUCGAGCGGCCCAACGGCGUUCCCGCCGCCGGCCGUCUUUUUGGCAGUGCCCGGUCCGCCGAUAGUAGCUUGGCCGGCAUGGAAGCGUGCUUUUCUGACUUUUCUUGACGCGUCGGCGUUGCAUCUCGUAGAACCGUUCCGGAAAAAAGCCAUCCUGUUUUCGCUGUUGGGCACUGAGGGCCAGCGCAUCGUGGAUGCAUUUCAGCUGUACGAGACGGUUGCGGUGGAGGGGACUGACGAGUUCCAGGUUUUUCUGGAGGCAGUCGAGAAGCAUUUUGAGUUUUCGGGUAGUAUCGCGCUUGAACGCCAGAAGCUACGCGGUUUGUUCCAACGUCCCGGCCAGUCGGUAACUGAGUUUCUUGCCGUGUUGCGCCAUCAGGCUUCGUUUUGUGCUCUGGGGAACGCGCUCGAUGAAAGACUUUGCGAGGUUUUCUUGGAAGGCCUGGAGUCCAGACGCGUUCAGGAUCGCGUUCUGCAGGAGUGCGAGGGCAGCGAGCUGCCAACGCUGUCGCGGGCUAUCCAGAUCGCUCGCCAGUACGAGCAGAGAGCAAAGACGGCCGCAAGUUUUCGGCGGCGAGAGUCGCAAGUCCCGGUCGCGGCAGAAGUCCAGCGUGUCCAGAUCGAGAAACGUCAAACGGCAGCAACACAAGAUGGCGGCCAAGCGUCGUCUUCUUUCAUCGAGCAUGGGCAAGAUGGCUACAGCGGCUACCCUCCCUGGCCUCAACCUGGCUACCCGCCGUCGCAGCUUGGACCCAGGAUGCCUUGGGCUCCGGUGGCCUCCGGUCACGUGCCCCGUUUUCCGGCGAGGGUGUUCCAGCCUCAGCAUGGGCGUGAUCCCGCUCCGCCUCGGACGGGUGGGAUCGGAGCAGACGACGCCUGCUACUUCUGUGGACGCCGCCGUCAUGAUCGGGCGGUUUGCCCGGCGUCUCAAGCGACAUGCUUCUUAUGUGGAAAGUGGGGACACUUUGCAGUGGCGUGUCAGAGUCGUCGCCCGCCGGCGGCUGCCUUCACCUACGAUCGGCGACAGGCAUCGUUCCCGGUUCAAGGCCGUGGUACUCGGCGGACCUUCGCCGACAGACAGUUCAGAGGGGACCGGCCCGGCCGGGUGAACGUGGUCGGCCAGUCGCUGUCUCCUGAGGAGCUGCCAAGCGUCAGGCUGACGGAGGAACCUGUGGUCGUCGGGACGGCUGAGCGACAAGAAGGCGGCAGCAUGCGUCGUGACGCCUUUAUGGCCGAGAUCACGGUAAAUGGGACCCCUCUUCGUCUUCUUGUUGAUACCGGUGCAUGUGUGUCGAUCCUAAAUGAACGCAUGUUUAACGAAGUUAAUAAGCAGCGGAGGAUAAAGUUACAUCCGCCGUCGACGCCCCUCGUCCACUAUUUGCAAGAGACCAUUCCGGUACUUGGAUGUUUUGUGGGACAAGGAAUUUUUAAGAACCGCUGGACAACGUUGGAGUUUUACGUAACCAAGACUGGACGCUCGUUACUCGGCAUCGACGCGGUCCGCGAGUUGCAACUGGUGUUGAAUGGCGCUAAACAUGAGUGUUUGUAUGCGAAUGCAGCUCACGGAGGAGGAGCACCACAGCGGGAUGUGAGGCCCACGCCCAACCCGCAGCGACGACCGUUCACCGCGUCGUCCUGUCAAGCAUCCGUCAUCCUGAGAGUCAAGAGCUCUACAGUCCUGAGAGUCACGGACUACACGGUCCACAAGAUCAUCCGGGGAGUCAAGCGCCCCAAGGAAGCCAAGAAGGGACCUCUUUUCGUCAGCCUGAUGGUCGAUGGGAUGGGAAUAAAAAGACAAACAGACUGGGAUGGUAAAGAAGUCGUCGAGUACUGUGACCUGGGUCACGGCAUCAUCCGCAACGACUGCCUCACCUUUGCAAAGCACGCACUUGUAUUUCUGGCGGUGGCAGUGAACCGAAACUGGAAGAUCCCCCUGGGCUACACCCUCAUCGAUGGUCUGGACGGCAACGCUCGCGCCAACCUGGUACAGGAGUACAUCAUUAAACUGAAGGAUGCUGGAGCAAGGUGUAUAAGUGUGACCUGUGACGGGACAAACUGCAACAUUACCAUGCUCACAGCGCUCGGAGUGCGCUUUGCACAGCCGAUGAAGAGCUGGUUCACGCAUCCAUCGGACCCCACCAGCAGGGUCCACGCUGUCUUGGACGCCUGCCAUAUCCUAAAGCUCACGCGAAACCUGCUGGCCGAGAAAGGGUGCAUCAGAGAUGAGGCAGGUAGGGUCGUGGCCUGGCGGUAG
Molecule: messenger RNA, 2472 nt
Organism: Ixodes scapularis (black-legged tick)
Lineage: Eukaryota; Metazoa; Arthropoda; Arachnida; Ixodida; Ixodidae
Exons: 3
Coding region: 199-2472 (757 amino acids)
Molecular function (GO): nucleic acid binding; zinc ion binding
Source: RefSeq, a predicted model, not a curated record